Rhipicephalus sanguineus (brown dog tick) is the source of this 570-nucleotide messenger RNA. RefSeq names its product transcription factor 15-like. The record is from RefSeq and is a predicted model, not a curated record. The transcript is spliced from 3 exons. The coding region runs from base 1 to 345 and encodes 114 amino acids. Lineage: Eukaryota; Metazoa; Arthropoda; Arachnida; Ixodida; Ixodidae. Gene Ontology annotation, biological process: developmental process; regulation of transcription by RNA polymerase II. Gene Ontology annotation, molecular function: protein dimerization activity; RNA polymerase II transcription regulatory region sequence-specific DNA binding; DNA-binding transcription factor activity, RNA polymerase II-specific.
AUGAGUCCCCGUCGCUUGCUUCCGGCCAGUUCGUUCCAUUCGCACGGCGUCAUGGGUGACGCAUUGGAGGUCAUAACCGAGCCCUCCGCCAAACGCAGCGGUGCGGCCAAAGUGAACGCCGCUAUGGUCGCCUUGCGACGACUCAUCCCAACUGAUCCAAAAGACAGGAAGCUAUCCAAGCUAGAGACCCUCCGGUUGGCUGCGGGCUACAUCACGCACCUGUCAGCAGUUCGGGUGCGAAGCGGCGAAAAUGCUCAGGAGCCAAACACCGUCUGCACGCCCUUCUGCGUAUUCUGUAUCACCGAGCGGAGAUCGGCACGUUGCACCACAGGGACACAGCAGUAGGACCAUGGCCGUCGCCCAUAUAUCCGCAUAUCCACUGGUGCCAAUAGCACCCACAAGGGCUACAGUUACACCAAUCCAGGGACGAUAAUCAUGGAUGCUCGAGUUCGACUAUGCUUGGUGUCUUGAGCCGACCGUCUAGCCUGCCAAUAAUGGAUGACAAGAUCAACCCAGGCACUCGCCAGGACAUAUACCGUGGAUGGGGAUGUACGAAUGAUCUACAUCUUC